GCGAAGGCUGAUACUCGAGAGCGGGAGAGAAGGCAUUGCUUCUUGUUCUGUGAGCUAGGAUUCUGGAGUUGCUGUCGCGCGGACGGUCCGGAGAAGGUGAUGAAGUACGUGUUGGUGACAGGGGGAGUGGUGAGUGGGCUAGGGAAAGGGGUGACGGCGAGCAGCAUCGGAGUUCUCCUCAAGUCGUGCGGACUCCGCGUCACCUUUAUUAAAAUCGAUCCUUACCUAAACACCGAUGCUGGGACUAUGUCUCCUUUUGAGCACGGUGAGGUCUUUGUCUUAGAUGAUGGUGGCGAGGCGGACUUGGACCUAGGAAACUAUGAGCGCUUCCUUGAUAUAAAAUUAACUCGCGACAACAACAUAACUACAGGAAAAAUCUAUCAGUUUGUGUUUGACAAGGAGAGGAGGGGUGAUUAUCUCGGGAAAACUGUCCAAGUCGUGCCACAUAUCACAGAUGCCAUACAAGAGUGGAUUGAACGUGUGGCAAUGAUACCUGUGGACGGUAAAGAAGGACCAGCUGAUGUCUGCGUCAUAGAAUUGGGUGGAACUAUAGGCGAUAUGGAAUCGAUGCCAUUUAUAGAAGCUUUGGGACGGUUCUCUUAUCGUGUAGGAUCAGGAAAUUUCUGUCUAAUUCACGUCAGUCUUGUGCCAGUUCUUAAAGCAGUGGGCGAGCAGAAAACAAAGCCUACACAGCAUAGUGUUAGGAGACUACGAGGACUUGGACUAACACCAAAUAUUCUUGCCUGCCGCUGUGAAAAGCCUUUGGAUGUGAAUGUCAAAGAAAAACUUUCACAAUUUUGCCAUGUUCCUGUAGCGAACAUAGUCACUCUUCACGAUGUUGCAAACAUUUGGCACAUUCCUUUGAUGUUGAGGGAGCAAAAGACACAUGAAGCGCUUCUGAAACUACUGAAUCUUCAAGGAUAUGCUCGGGAACCCAUGUUGCAAGAAUGGAUGGGUAGAGCAAAACUCUGUGAUAAAUUGCAUGAUCCUGUCCGGAUUGCUAUGGUAGGAAAAUAUACUGGGCUUUCUGAUUCUUACCUCUCUGUAUUGAAGGCUCUUUUGCAUGCCUCUGUUGCUUGCCGUAGAAAACUUGUUGUAGAUUGGGUCCCUUCAUCUGAUCUUGAAGAAGCUACUGCAUCAGAGGCACCCACUGCACAUGAAGCUGCAUGGAGGCUAUUGAAGGGUGCUGAUGGCAUACUGGUUCCAGGAGGAUUUGGAGACAGAGGUGUGGAGGGGAAGAUCCUAGCUGCUAAAUACGCACGCGAAAACAAAGUUCCAUAUCUUGGCAUUUGUCUUGGCAUGCAGAUUGCUGUCAUCGAGUUUGCUCGUUCUGUCAUGAACUUGAAGGAGGCAAACAGCAUGGAAUUUGAUCCCGAUACAUCUACUCCCGUUGUCAUUUUUAUGCCGGAGGUCUCUAAGACUCACAUGGGAGGCACAAUGAGACUUGGAUCAAGGAGGACCUUUUUCCAGGUUGCUGAUUGCAAAUCUGCAAAGUUGUACGGUAACGUUAGCUUUGUGGAUGAGCGGCAUCGACAUAGAUACGAGGUGAAUCCCAGUUUGGUCCCAGAAUUCGAAAAACAUGGUCUUACUUUCGUUGGAAAAGACGAGACAGGUCGACGCAUGGAGAUCAUUGAGCUGCCUUCACACCCUUAUUUCCUUGGUGUUCAAUUUCAUCCAGAAUUCAAAUCACGACCGUGGAAGCCCUCUGCUGUUUUCACAGGGCUUAUAGCAGCAUCAUGCGGCCAACUGGAUGAUUGGCUGCAAGUCUCCGGCCCAAAGAACAAUAAUCUGAUCCCUCAAUCUCCAGCGAGCAAUGGCUUCUUCGCCCCUAAAUUUUAUCAAAACGGGAGCAUGAAGAAAUCUCCCAAGAGCCUAGCCAACGGAAAACUCCUUGCAAAUGGAAUUGGAAACGGGAACGAAUGGCCUGUUGCAUGCCUGUUAACUACGAGUGAUAGUAUUUAGUGCAGUCGUUCUUCCAGAUAUGUAACCUGUACAGUAGGUACUCAACCAAACCAUGCAGUAAUUAAGGAGAUGAUAUAUAUAUACACUUAACUUGGUGCGUGCCGGCACAUCGACUGUUGGUUCCAGUUUUUUAACAAGGAACGUAACAAGCAUGUGUACGUCCACGCAGCCAGAUGCCAGGAUUUCAAGUAUCAGUGUCCCCUUCUUUCGUCUAAAGAGUGUUUCAUUUUUUUGAGAGGUAAUUAAGUACCUUUUUUCCGAUCGAGUGCUAGAUAAAUAAUGUUCGAUUGUUAAUCGAAGAGUGAACUUGUUUCAGUGUGGAGGUAUUGUGUGGAAAUUAAACUGUUGUAUAACUCUAUGAUUUAUCAUAGAUAAUUGGUGUUAUUGCUUUGUC
This is a messenger RNA of Zingiber officinale, 2356 nucleotides long. Its product is annotated as CTP synthase-like. Gene Ontology annotation, molecular function: CTP synthase activity; identical protein binding. The record is from RefSeq and is a predicted model, not a curated record. Lineage: Eukaryota; Viridiplantae; Streptophyta; Magnoliopsida; Zingiberales; Zingiberaceae. Gene Ontology annotation, biological process: CTP biosynthetic process; pyrimidine nucleobase biosynthetic process. Bases 100 to 1962 code for a protein of 620 amino acids. The transcript is spliced from 21 exons.